AUGCGUCCCCAAGAGGACCACGAAGGACUCCAAGUCGUCCCCGACGACGGUCUGCAAACUCCUGACCCGGAAGAAUCUCCCGUCGCCAACGAUCUCAAGUUCCAACCCUAUUCUGCGGGAUCCGCCUAUGGCGGUCCCUUGAACGUCCGCGAUCCUGGUUUCGAGGUUAAGCCAGGUCCUGAAUCGCCGCCUCCGGCUUUCCAUCUUAUCAAUGAAUAUAAAACCGGCCGAAAUAAUACGUUGCCGAUCGAAGAUGCCCCUCCGCCACAAAGCGUCAAAGAUAAACGAGUGUGUGGCUUGAGAAAACGAACUUUUUGGUUGUUGAUGCUACUAUUCCUUAUCGCGAUUAUUGCCCUAGCCGUCGGUCUAGGUGUAGGACUCAGCGGGUCCAAAUCAUCCACCCCCUCCAGCACCUCCAAUUCCAGCUCCUCCACAUCAGCACCUACAAUCGGCACCAGUACCUCAUCUGCCGCCCCAUCGGCCUCUUCUCCCAUCGGACAAACAUGCGUCAACGGUACCGGCCCCGGAAACUAUCUCGGCCUCUGUUCCUUCUCCUGUAACUUUGGCUAUUGUCCCUCCCCCUGCACCUGUCUUCAAUUUUCCGCAACCGCGGUCCCCGCACCCCCUAUCUCAAAUACCCCGGGAUUUCCUCUGCCAGGGCUAAAUGUAGAUUAUACGGGUUUGUGCAGUUUUACGUGUAAUCAUGGGUAUUGUCCCGAAGGGGCUUGCACCACGGAUUCUUCGGCUGCAGGAGGGAACUCUACUGCUUCGACACCCAGCUCGGUCUCUUCUUCGAGGUCAUCGGUGACGUCGAGUGCGGCACCGUUGACGCUGACGGCGCCGACGAGUACGGUGGUUGUUACAUUGCAGGGUUCGCAGACGAGUACGGUGGUCGUGGCGCCGACGAUGACGGGAUAG
This is a messenger RNA of Sclerotinia borealis F-4128, 918 nucleotides long. The record is from the annotation of a GenBank genome assembly. NCBI's taxonomy places the organism in Eukaryota, Fungi, Ascomycota, Leotiomycetes, Helotiales, Sclerotiniaceae.